Messenger RNA from Camellia sinensis, 1851 nucleotides. RefSeq lists its product as uncharacterized. The record is from RefSeq and is a predicted model, not a curated record. Gene Ontology annotation, molecular function: tRNA dihydrouridine synthase activity; flavin adenine dinucleotide binding. Gene Ontology annotation, biological process: tRNA processing. Lineage: Eukaryota; Viridiplantae; Streptophyta; Magnoliopsida; Ericales; Theaceae.
GGACCCAACCCAACCGACUUUUCAACCCAAUAACAAGAUACUGGAACACAACACAACCCUAUUUUGCUUCGUUGCCGCCCAAACCUAGCGGCGGCGAUGGGCUGCGUUUCCGUUCCCAUCAUCGCCGCCUCAUGAGAUUCACACCCUCCUCCGCCGCCGGCACUUUCUCUCUCUUCACCAGCAAUUUUCAUCUCUCACCGAUCAGAUCAUUCAUGGCCACCGCCUCCUCACAUUCUCUCUCUUCACUUCCCGCAAAAGACCUCGCCGAUUGUGGUUUGGGUACUCCGAGUCGGUACUUGAGCGGGGAGUCAAGGAUCGAGCGAGCCUGGGCUCACUGGAAGAAGCUGGGCGAACCUAAGAUGAUUGUGGCCCCCAUGGUUGAUAACUCGGAGCUUCCUUUUCGAAUGCUGUGCCGCAAGUAUGGAGCUCAAGCUGCUUAUACUCCUAUGCUUCACUCUCGCAUCUUCACUGAGAGUGAGAAGUAUCGUUCUGAAGAAUUCACCACCUGCAAGGAGGAUCGCCCACUAUUUGUCCAAUUCUGUGCAAAUGAUCCAGAUACUUUGUUGAAAGCCGCACGAAGAGUGGAACCUUAUUGUGAUUAUGUUGAUAUAAAUUUGGGGUGUCCUCAACAUAUUGCUCGGCGGGGGAACUAUGGAGCUUUCCUAAUGGAUAAUCUUCCUCUCAUUAAGUCCCUGGUAGAAAAAUUGGUUUUCAACCUUAAUGUCCCAGUAUCAUGCAAAAUUCGCAUUUUCCCUGAUUUACAAGAUACCAUAAACUAUGCCAGGAUGUUGGAGGAUGCAGGUUGCUCUCUCUUAGCCGUUCAUGGCCGUACAAGAGAUGAAAAAGAUGGGAAGAAAUUCCGGGCCGACUGGAGUGCCAUUAGGGCCGUCAAAAGCGCCGUCAGAAUUCCCGUCCUUGCCAAUGGGAAUAUAAGACACAUUGAUGAUGCCGAGAACUGUUUGAAAGAGACAGGUGCUGAUGGGGUACUCUCGGCAGAGUCUCUCCUUGGAAAUCCAGCUCUCUUUGCCGGGUUUCGAACUGCUGAAUGGGUAUUAGGCGGCGAAGAAAGCAACGAAGAUCGAACACUAGAUCAACCUGAUUUAUUGAUAGAAUAUUUGAUGCUUUGUGAGGAAUAUCCCGUACCUUGGAGAAUGAUCCGUUCUCAUGUGUACAAGCUGCUGGGAGAGUGGUUCCGGAUUCAUCCUCAUAUAAGAGAGGACUUCAAUGCGCAAUCCAAACUCACUUUUGAAUAUCUUUAUGACAUGGUCAAUCGGCUGAGAGAGCUGGGUGCAAGUAUACCGCUUUACAUGAAAGAUUCUCAUGUACGAAGAGUAUCCGCAAAUGGGAUUGGUGCUUGAAUUGCAUGCUUGCAGUCAACUGAGUUCCGAACGAAUUAGCUCCCGUUUACACUUAAAUCGCUCAUCAUUCUUUCAGUACAAGUCUCUGCUUGUCGAACUAAUUGAUACUGAGCAAAUCAAACGAAGCUGCCAGAGGGUGUAUGAGCAAAAAAAGAACAGACACUUUAUUAUAUCUAUGAUCUAUCCACUUUCUUUGCGGUGAUUAAUUCUUGGAAGCUCUGGUCACUCUCUUUCGAGCUUCAGUUUUUGAGGCAAUUACUAACAUUUUUCUUUCCUACACAAUGAGGAGUUUUGUAUUGUUAGUGUUCAAUAUUGAAGUCAUGGUACGUCCUUAAAGUUGGCCAUAGUUUGUUUUACACAGUUUGGCUACUGAGAAGCACACCACAGGGAUAGGGCGUGUAUUUUAAAUGUUUCUUUUGGCCCCAGUUCGAAGGUGUUUUUUUGGUUUUUUUUCAGAAACCUCUCAUCUCUAGUGAAUUUUGUUCAUCCUCCA